Molecule: messenger RNA, 846 nt
Organism: Suillus clintonianus
Lineage: Eukaryota; Fungi; Basidiomycota; Agaricomycetes; Boletales; Suillaceae
Product: NAD(P)-binding protein
Exons: 5
Coding region: 1-846 (281 amino acids)
Source: RefSeq, a predicted model, not a curated record
AUGGCAGAAUCAAAGGUGUGGUUAGUUACUGGAUCGUCCUCGGGAUUCGGUCGCUCCAUGACAGAGCUCCUGUUGAAGAACGGAAAUAGAGUGGUCGCAACUCUUCGCCGCAAAGAAGUCCUGUCCGAUCUCGCCGAACAGUAUCCUUCCUCCCAGUUGCUGAUCGUCCAGACGGAUGUUGUAAAGAGCUCGGAGGUGUCUGCUGCAUUCGCAAAAGCCAAAGAGGUGUUCGGACGUGUUGAUGUUGUUUUCAACAAUGCCGGUACGGCUAUCAUCGGGGAGAUGGAGUCCACGAGCGAACAAGACGCUCGCCAGAUCUUCGAAGUGAACUUUUGGGGCGCAUCAAAUGUCACAAGGGAGGCGCUUCGAAUGUUCAGGGAAGUGAACAAACCGAUCGGGGGAAGACUAUUGCAGAAUUCUUCGGCACUGGGCUUGUUUGGAGGAGCUGCCGCAUCCUACUAUGCCGCAUCCACACUGGAAGGGUUGAGCGAAAGUAUCGCACAAGAACUAGACCCAGCAUGGAACAUACAGGUUACCAUGAUCGAGCCAGGUCCAUUCCGAACAGCGAUAUCCAAGGAAAACAUGCAGAUUCUUCCUCAACAUCCAGCAUAUGCAGAUCCAGAGCUACCUGGUUCUAAAUUCCGCCAUCAUAUGACUUCAACUCUGGCAGACGGAGAUACUGAAAAGGCAGUGGUAGUCAUCGAGAAGCUUACUCACCUGGAUGAACCACCGCUGAGACUUCCGUUGCACAAACUUGCAAUCGGAGCGGUGAGAGAGAAGGCAAAAAGUCUCAUCGAAACCAUGGACAGAUACGAAUCAUGGUCGGAAGAUGUCUACUUUACGUAG